Molecule: messenger RNA, 3342 nt
Organism: Gasterosteus aculeatus aculeatus (three-spined stickleback)
Lineage: Eukaryota; Metazoa; Chordata; Actinopteri; Perciformes; Gasterosteidae
Gene: rbm24a
Product: RNA binding motif protein 24a
Biological process (GO): positive regulation of myotube differentiation; mRNA stabilization; regulation of alternative mRNA splicing, via spliceosome
Cellular component (GO): nucleus; cytosol
Molecular function (GO): mRNA 3'-UTR binding
Source: RefSeq, a predicted model, not a curated record
GUGAGAGGGAGCUCCAGUGUUCCGCGCCGCAGGUUGAGCCAGCUGUUUGCGCGCGCUGGUGGGCGGCGCAGAGAUGGACUGGACGUUGGGUGGAGUUUGGAGCAGCGCUUUUAGGAAUGGGUCCCGAACCUAUUUAGUUAGACAGCAGAGUUACCAAGAAGAGCUCGAAACACCUGAUGGUCUCUGUGGGACGAUCCGCUCCAUAUAACUCUCCUCUCAACUGUCGGAAGAUAAAUCUACCUCCAGGGUCACUUUUUGUCGUUUUUUGUGUCUCUUCUCUUCUUACAGAGCCGGCUGAUCUCUAUUUCUCUGUCUCUUUCUCUCUCUCUUCAUCCAAAUAAUUACUGAUAAGGAGACAUUGCACUAUUAUUAUUUUUUUUGUUCCUAUUUAUUGUAUUUUGCACUAACGAUGCACACCACGCAAAAGGACACGACCUACACGAAGAUUUUUGUCGGGGGUCUACCCUACCACACCACGGAUUCAAGUCUCAGGAAAUAUUUUGAGGUGUUCGGUGAGAUUGAAGAAGCCGUGGUCAUUACCGACAGACAGACUGGCAAGUCGAGGGGUUAUGGAUUCGUGACGAUGGCGGACCGCUCGGCUGCAGACCGGGCCUGCAAGGACCCCAACCCAAUCAUUGACGGCAGGAAGGCCAACGUCAACCUGGCCUACCUGGGGGCCAAGCCUCGGGUGAUGCAGCCAGGCUUUACCUUUGGUGUUCCCCAAAUUCACCCUGCGUUCAUCCAAAGGCCUUACGGCAUACCGGCCCACUAUGUGUACCCUCAGGCCUUCGUUCAGCCUAGUAUGGUCAUCCCUCACGUGCAACCUACAGCUGCUGCACCCGCCACUGCCUCCUCCCCGUACAUCGACUACACUGGAGCUGCCUACGCGCAGUAUUCUGCCGCCGCAGCCAGCGCCGCAGCCGCCGCCGCCGCAUAUGAGCAUUAUCCCUACGCUGCCUCCCCUGCUGCCGCGGGCUACAUGGCUGCCGGGUACGGCUACGCAGUCCAGCAGCCUUUAGCCGCAGCUGCCCCGGGCUCAGCCGCCGCUGCAGCCGCAGCCUUCGGUCAGUACCAGCCUCAGCAGCUGCAAGCCGACCGCAUGCAAUAGCAGCCACCGCAACCACUGGACAUGCAGAGAGAGAAGGCCCACCGUCGGCCACGGCUCAUUGGUCUUGAGAAGGAGCAGCGACAGAAAAGGAAGAGGGAGUGGCCUUGAAAGUGGGCGUGUCAGCAACGUGGAGGCAGAGUAGCUUUAAAAAGGUGAUGAUGGUGGUGGUGAUGAUGAUGAUGGUGGUGAGGUGGAAACCUUUGACAAUAACUUUCCAACUUGCUGUGCUUCAACCAAAAAACAAGAAAAUGAAAAAAAGUCACAGAACAAAUAAUGGAAAGUGAUAUACUAUUUUUGUUGUUGUUAUUAUUAUUAUCCUUACUAUUAUCAUUGUGGUAGAGUACUUAUUUCUAGAGAAGAAAAAAAGGAACUAAUCCCAGAGGUUGGUAUAGGUGUUAAACUAAGCCUUUAAGUCCUAUUGCUGUCUUCAACGUUAGUUUAGAACUUUUUUUUUCACUUGUGGUUUUCCACGAGUGAUUUCAGUUAUUUGAUGCCCUCAUAACAUUUAUAUUUAUUAUUGUUAUUAUUACAUAUUGGGGGCUGUUUUUGUUCUUUAUGUCAUUUUAAGUGCAUUUUUUUCUGAUAAUCAGGGAAAUGGAUCCGUUUCCAACGUGUUAGCUAUUACUGUGUGACCUCUGUCAGGAAGGAGUUGUAUCUCGUUGUGUCACACAUAUUUGAAGAACUACCUUUUUAUCUUCCUGAUGCUGAAUGUCCCUUUUUUACUUUGUGUCUCGACCUCUUGACCUAUGCAAAGCAAACCCCACCAGACAAAAAAACUAAGAAAAGCAGCGAAAAAACUGAAAAUGUCAUCAACUCUGACUUGAUUCUUGACUAAAGGGGGACUUUAGAAAACAAAACAGACGCACUGACAAAAGGAGAGAGGUUACAAACGGCUCCAGACAAUGAAAAACACAAAAUCAGUUGCUUUUUCACACGUUUUAGUCACACAGACACACGGGAUCCAGAGCUGCACACAUAGCAGUCAAAGACAAAGGCAGCACAGUUGUGUUUCUCUGUGGUUCUGGGAUGGAGGGAAAGAAAGAGCGAGAGGGAGCAGCUGCUGGUGGGGGUGGACGGAGCCGCUCCAGCACCACACAGACGGAUCACUCUGGAAAGAACGCAUCACUUGUGCUCGUUUGUUGAGCUGUCACAUUUUAAUCCUCGGCCGGGCCCAUUUGGGAACCGACUUCACACCUCCCACCCAACACGGAGCCCCCGCGGCACAGCCCCCCACCCCCACACCUCCCUCUCCUCCCGCCGCCCCCCCCAACCCCACCCACCACAGUCAAGCAGUCCUGCAGCUGUCAGCACUUCCACCUUUGUGGUGCUGGAGUCUGGUGCCAGGUACACACUCAACAACACACGCACACACAUUAUCACCAAAGCCACCGCAACAACUAGCCUGCCUCGUGUCUGUCAAGAUCACCAUGUAAGUUUCAGAGGGCGGGGUUUGAAUGUUUGACAUUAUGUUGGUCUGUGUGCCUUACAUUUUUACUGCUAUUUAAGAGAAAAAAUAAGAAAAAAAAGAGAGAAAUCUACUAUUUAAAAUAUUUAUUUUUGAGGGUUGACUAUGUUGAUGCUCUGAGAGUAGAGACUUAGUUGUGGUACUGUAUAAAUAAUAUUAUUAUGUACUCAUCUCAAGGCAUAUAUAAGUUAUUGAUUAGUGUAGUUCUAAUAUUAUUAUUAUUAACAUACUCAACCAAAAAUGUAAUUGUAGGAGUAAUUUAAGAUACUGUUAUGUGCACUGUACUUUUAUUUUUUAUCUUUUGGAUUCUUUAGAACAUGACAUUAAGUAUUAGCUAUGCCUUUUGUAGGGGAGAAAAGUUAUUUAAAUGCAGGCCUCUUAGCAUGCAGAUUGUACUCCGCCUCUUCUGUGUUUAGAUGAGAGGAAAGAAAUAAUAAUUUUCACAAAAAAAACAAGCAGAAAUGCUGCUUUCUCCACUAGAAUGUAUAGUUGUUGCUAAGGGUUCAGUAGCUGUGCUUCUUUUGCUUAAAAUCAUCAGAUGGGCUAUUUUACACUGUUGGGAAUUUUUAUACUUGAACUAUUUCUUACAAGGGAAAUAUGAAAAAUAAAUGUUAAAAAAACUUUUUAAGGAAGCUUUUCAUUGUCACUGGAUGAAGGCAUGUGAAGUGUUUCUGUUUAAAUGCAAAGGUCUUGUUGAUAUUAAAACAUUUAUUUUAGAAUUUCAACACCAUUUACUUAAAAUUGGAAUAAAAUGUUCUAUAUUUAAAAA